AUUGUAAAUGGAGGAUGGUCUAUUCAUUAUUUCAUUCGGGUUGCAGAAUUGAGGGAGAGAGGAGAUUGAAAUUCUAAAUUGGAAACCAACCCCGAAUGGCAUGACAAAAAUAGUGAGAAAAAAGGAAGAAGGAACGAUUGGUUGCUUUAAAAUAGUCGGAGCACCUGGGAAAAUGAAAAGGGAAGGAAAUCUUGGCGAUGAGGAGAGGCAGUUAGUAUCGUGGGGUCGACCGUUGAUGGAAUAAUCAGGAAAAUUGCGGUGGCAGCGGCUGGUUGCGGUUUUCAGAUGGUGAAGAAACAGCCAUUCCAAGAAACCCUCAAGAACGAAGCGCUUCGUGGACACUUUGAAUGUUUCGUUCUAUUGGUUCCUCGACGAAAUUUCAUCCGUCAUCGUACCCGUCAUCCGUUGUCGUCCACAGUUCAUUGGUACCAGCUUGAAUGAUUUUUCAGUGCGAAUUAGCGUCCCUGUACAUUGUUUUUUCAUGCGAAAAAGAGAAUAAUCGCGUUUUUUGGGUUAUGCCGUCGAUAAAGAGGAGGAGAUGCGCAACAUUCAGUCGAAGAAGGAAGGUUGAAGAUCCUUUUCUCUUAAAUGAAGGGAUUUCUUCUGUUCGGCAUCUUUUCAUUGUCAAUGGAGCUUGUUAGGGAAGAUACGGAUGCAGACACAGAGGAGGUGGAUGCAGAAACCACUUCCCUCGUUUCCCCUACCAGAGAAGAGUUCUACCAAAACACCAGCUUCCCAAAUGCGGUGAGGCGAACGGCCUACCAUUUCGAUGGGAUGGGCAAUUACUUUACCAAAGAGUGGAAUCUCACCGAAGGCCGGGGAAAGGAAUUCUGUUGGUACCAUGUGGAGCUUCCCAAAGAGAACCAAAAGCUAUCACUGUCUGCCCAGCAUCUCAUUGACGUACUCUGUCCGCCAUUAAAGCUCCAAGACAUCCUUGCCUUGGUUAGCAAUGGCCCCUUCUGCGGUUACGUGGAUGGCGCUCUGGUUUUCCGUGUUAAUUCUGCUGGCCCUCCAACCAGCAAGUUCACUCACCGGCUCGCCGCAAGGGUCACCGAGAAAUCGGUUAUCACUGUUUCUCUCGGACGCGUCCCUAGAUUGGGAUUCAAACGAAUGGAGAAAUCUCUACUCUAUGAGAUUCCAAGGGUGGAGAAGUCCAAUUUGAUGUACGGCGAGGGGAGAGCUGAAUCAAGUGUCGAUGUGAUUUCAGAGAAUGAGUUCGAGAGUGUGACUGUUAUCAAGGAACAUGUGCUUGAAUUUCUAUUGACGAUGAACCACUCUGAAGAGGCCGACAAUCCGGUGCCAAAGACAGUUUCGAAUCUUAUUGUUCACAUCGUUGAUACCCAUAUGGAUCAGUUGCAGGAUAUAGUGACUACACUUGGGUUGGAACUGGAUACAGUUGAGCUCGAAUUGGACAAAGGUGGCUUUGUAUUGAAAAAGCAGAUGUUGGAUGAGAGAAGAUUUCCGCAAAUGCAUUUAAAUUUGCAACGCCUCCUACAGGUAAUUGCUCAUGGUGAGCAAGUUUUCCCUCGUGUUAGAGAGAGAUGUGCAUCAAGGAGUUGGUUUGCUAGUGAAGAUAUUGUGGCACUUGAAGAACUGAUUAGCCGCCUCAGGAGGCUGAAAGAAAAUGUGGGCUUUAUAACCAAUCGUGUUACGGCUAUUCAGGCUGGCCUAGAUAGUUGGCAAGCAGAGCAAAUCAAUCGGAAACUUUACUAUCUUUCUUUCCUCUCCCUCGUGUUUCUUCCUUUAUCAGUUGUUACUGGAGUGUUUGGAAUGAAUGUUGGUGGUGUACCAUGGACAACACAGGGAGAUUCUAAUACAAGGGGAGGGUUUCGCAAUGUUUUAGUACUCUGUUUUGCAUUAAUCUUACUCCUACUAUUAUGCUUCAGUGCACCAUAUUUCUACACUCGUCUAUCUGCUUGGAGACGACCUGGAAGAUUAAGGAGGAGCCUGUCAAGGAACUGGAAAUCCUUGUCAAGGAGAAGCAUUCUUGGUGGCAGCUUCCAUGGUGGAGGUUAUCUUUGCUUGUAGGACUCCUGCUCACUACUCCUAAACUUCGAUCAGAUCUAUUAUAUUUUACGUGCUUGUAUCCUCAUACAAUGAAGGAAUAUGUAUAACUACAAUGAGAAUGCCAUGAAACAUCAGGUUUCUUUGAAAGUAAUAAGGGAAAAUUUUAGAAACUAUGUAAAUUACAUGUAGUUCAAUAUGCAUACUUUUCAUUUUCUACGACAACUAUGUGAUCCACUUUAAAAUAUGUUACAUAUCCAUUCUCUAGAAGGUUUUGAACGAUUUGGAUCUCUCUUAGUAAUAGAUGGCUCGCUUAAUGCAGUCUUGACUGUGUUCAGGCAAUUCUUGUCUAAAUAACUCUGGUUUAUAUGCACAUACUGGAAAAAGAGUUUUGUGAAUAAAUUUCCACCUAGGCUGGUCUUCUUUUUCCAAACAGGCUCUUCUAUUCAUGAACCACAACAACUGUCCCUGCUUGUGACAGUUGCUCUUUCGGAUGACCCUGAAAACAUUUGAAAAGGACAUGGCUCUUUUCAUGGUUUGUGAAGCCUUUGUAGAGAACCAACUCUCAGGAACCAUUGUACAGGAGGAGAAUGAACUUUAUUUUGUUGAGAAUGAGACACCUGCUACUGCAAUGUUUGGGACGGUAAAAGAGGCCGAUGGGCUGUACAUUACCUGUUUGAUUCAUGAUUAAUUUCUUGCCGGCAUGCUAACAUCAUUUAGUUUGUAAAGGGAUGCUGCCGCAGCGAGAGAGGGGAAGAUGGGGGUCGACAGGAAAAGAGGGAAAAAUUGAGAGCCCUAACGGCUCUCCAAAAAGUCUCUGCAAAAAAGUCCGACCUGUGCAGGUCGGACUUUUUAGCGAGUUAAAUUUCACCCGUUCUAACGUUUUUUCUGGGUGAAAUUUCGCAACAUUUGAGAGAUAUCAUCUUCAGCGCGUUAAAAUUCAACCGCCUAUACGAAUUUCACCCACUCAACAGUAUUUCCCCAUGCAAUCAAACGGGGCCUUAAUGUCAUAUAAUCUGUAUCGCUCUGUAUCUUUAUCUUUAUGAGCUACGUUAUGAUGCUGUAACUUCUCUAUUUAAACUAUUUGAAUGGAUUAUUGAGAUGUGCGUGAUUGCCUCA
Messenger RNA from Nymphaea colorata (pocket water lily), 3123 nucleotides. RefSeq lists its product as uncharacterized. Gene Ontology annotation, biological process: metal ion transport; transmembrane transport. The transcript has 6 exons. NCBI's taxonomy places the organism in Eukaryota, Viridiplantae, Streptophyta, Magnoliopsida, Nymphaeales, Nymphaeaceae. The record is from RefSeq and is a predicted model, not a curated record. Gene Ontology annotation, molecular function: metal ion transmembrane transporter activity. Bases 589 to 2028 code for a protein of 479 amino acids. Gene Ontology annotation, cellular component: membrane.